AUGGGCGGAUACGAUCCCUUGGCCAUCCCGCAUUUCGAAUACAGCACCGUUCCUGGCUACUUCCUGCAAGACGACCCCGAAACCGACCCCGCUGAUUUCGACUACGCAACAAGUGCAUUUGGCCUCAAAACCCAACCCUACGACACAGACGCCUCCUUCGACCCGCACCGCAACAAGACGCAAUGGGAACGCUUUGCAUAUAAACUACACUCCCUAAACGCCCACGCAGACCCCGACACCGAAUUCAAGCUCCUCUACCUCGGCCGACAUGGCGAGGGAUUCCAUAACGUCGCGGAGCGACUCUACGGGACUGAGGCGUGGGACCGCUACUGGUCCAAGCUGGACGGCGACGGCAACCUCUUCUGGUCCGACGCGCAUCUGACAGAAACAGGCAUUGCGCAGGCGCUAGUCGCGCGUGACGCAUGGAGGGCGCAGAUAAAGGAGCAUAUUCCGCUGCCACAAUUGUACUACGCAAGUCCGCUGGAUAGAUGUCUGGCAACCGCCAACCUGACAUUCAGCGACCUCCCCCUCCCGGCUGGCAGGGCUUUCAAACCGAUCGUGAAAGAGCUCCUCCGCGAAACCCUAGGAAUCCACACCUGCGACCGCCGCUCCCCAACAUCCUACAUCCUCUCCACCUACCCAACCUACACCCUCGAACCGCAUUUCGCCCCCACCGACCCACUCUGGACACCUGACCUGCGUGAGUCGAAUGCAGCGCGCAAGGUGCGGCUGCGCAACUUGCUCGAUGAUGUCGUGCGGGGGGUGUGGGGCCAGGGUGUGGAGUAUGUGUCGCUGACGGCGCAUUCGGGGGCGAUUACGUCGUUAUUGGAGGUGGUGGGGCAUAGGGAGUUUCCGGUGGGGACGGGGGGGGUUCUGCCGGCUUUUGUUAGGGUGGUGAGGAAGGGGGGUGCGUGGGGUGGGAGGGGGAGGGGGGAGGAGCCCAGGAGGGCGCUAGAGUGUUGGGAGGGGGUUUUGAGGAAUUGA
Molecule: messenger RNA, 984 nt
Organism: Paracoccidioides lutzii Pb01
Product: phosphoglycerate mutase family protein
Exons: 4
Coding region: 1-984 (327 amino acids)
Cellular component (GO): cytoplasm
Molecular function (GO): phosphatase activity
Source: RefSeq, a predicted model, not a curated record